Entrophospora candida is the source of this 462-nucleotide messenger RNA. NCBI's taxonomy places the organism in Eukaryota, Fungi, Glomeromycota, Glomeromycetes, Entrophosporales, Entrophosporaceae. The record is from the annotation of a GenBank genome assembly.
AUGGCACUUUCAAAAAUAUUAAGUUAUUGUUCAGAUAAAAUUCUUAGGGUAUUCUUAAAUCUAGUAUUGACCAUCUUGUUACAUCUUUUAUGUUUGAUUAAAGGCGAACAAGUUCACGUAAAAAAAGUAAUUGCUGGAACUCUUACCGAAUUGAAAUCAGAUGAAAAUGGGAGAAAAGAAUAUCAAUCGGUCAAUGAAGGAAGAUCAAUUCACAAUAUUGUACCAAAUUCUGAAAUGAAAACUUCUCGUAUUAAUAGAAGCAAGAACUCUAACAUUGUACCAUUCACGUUCCAUUGGAAAGAUGGCGGUAACAAAGUCUUUGUUACUGGCGACUUUAACAAUUGGUCAGCAUCUAAACAUGAAAUGACAAGGAUGCCAAAAACAAAUAAUUUUGUUGCUAUUAUUGAUAUCGAUAGUACUAAACAACACGAAUUUAAAUUUAUUGUGGACGGUGAAUGGUAA